UGCGCACUGCGGUAACUCUCAACUGUAACAACUUUCUACCGAAAAAAGUAAUCUCAUUCCUUUUCCUCGACUUCAUCUCUGCCAACGUCGCGCAUCCUGAACUGUGCCCCCCCGGGUAAGAGUUCUCAUGAGGACAGGCCCUUUUAAUUUUCAGUCUCCGGAACGACUACGAAGCCAAAUGCGCGAAGCCACGACCAACACGACCUCCCAUCCUUUUGGCAGCAACACCUAGACACAUUCAUUCGCCGGCACACCUACCACAGUUUUUGGAACACAAGAGACCUUCGGCUUCGAUAGAACCAUGCAGUUUCUCUCUCUCUUGAUCCCGAUAGCCUAUUUAGGCAUUCUGAUCGGCAGUCUCGCCACGUUCUCGCACCUCUACCGCCAACGGCAGAUCAAGUCCAAACUCAGAUUGGCACCGUACUUUCCCACGCACACGUCCCGCAAUGUCUACCUCUCGCUCCUACACAUGCAGGAUUCGGAAGACGUCAAGGUCCCCGAGACCGUCCUGCGCGCCGCGUUGCUGGCCCGCGCGGUCGAAGACUGGCAGCGGAUCCAGGAGAUCCGGACCCGGAAGCCCGCCCUCGCACAACUCCUGCAGCGCGGCGUCGUGGGCGACGAGAUCUUUCAACGUCUCCAGCGCGCCGAGACGGAAAUCGAGCUCGAGGUGAAGGACGUCAUGAACGAGGCGAACGCCCUGGCUCCGAAUUGGGGCAACCACAUCUUCCAGAGCGCCAACGAGAUGCUCCUGAACAAGAUGCUGCGGGACAAGCUGGAGGUCGUCAAGGCGACCCUGCCUGCGGAACAGGAGGCGUGGGCCGCGCAGCGGGAGAAGUCGAGGCGAGAGCUCGAGGGCGACGACGUGGUGGCCGCCGCCGCCGCGCAGGAACAACAACCACAACAACGUUCAACCGAAACCUCAACGCCGGAAAAGGAGAAGCCUCUUCUGAAAGCGGGGAGUAGUGACGAAGACGGUGUGAUGGUCGAGACGCCUGCUGCCGAAGUAGCUGCCACCGCCGCUGGUACCGGCGGGUCCAGUGCUAAUAAGAGUAAGAAGAAGAAGGGGAAGAACUGAAAGUAUUGGUAACAAAUGUAACAACAAAAAAGCCUUUUCCGAAGAAAAGGGAAAUUUUAUGAGCGCGCAUAGCAGGCUGUCCACUGAGACACAAGAUUUGCAUUUGGCAUACUUCAAAAACCCGGGGCGGAGUGAAUGCAUGGAUUUUUCAUGCUAUGAUACAGGUGCUACUACUAUUAUACAAUUAUGUAUGCUGACAGAUGCCACAUUUCUACUACACCAAA
This is a messenger RNA of Exophiala oligosperma, 1299 nucleotides long. RefSeq lists its product as uncharacterized. The transcript has a single exon. NCBI's taxonomy places the organism in Eukaryota, Fungi, Ascomycota, Eurotiomycetes, Chaetothyriales, Herpotrichiellaceae. Gene Ontology annotation, cellular component: Sec62/Sec63 complex. The record is from RefSeq and is a predicted model, not a curated record. Bases 302 to 1075 code for a protein of 257 amino acids. Gene Ontology annotation, biological process: post-translational protein targeting to membrane, translocation.